CCCGCCCUCCUACUCUAAUACAUCUCAUACAUAUUACCAAACCUUUAAUCUGACGGUACACAUCACAAAGUCACUCAACAAGGCUCCGGGCUGAGACACAUUUCCCAGCUCAUGUUGUACAGUGCUGGCUCAAGCUCCAGGGUUUUUCCAUUAGUUGCACCAAGUUUCCGUGGCGCUGAGAAACCAGGGACCGGUUUGGGCAUAUUUUGUCUGUGGGGCUGCAUCCAUCGCAUCAGUCAACAGUCAAAGGAAAUCUGGAUUCUAUUUGCUGAAAAACAAGUUGAGCGACUUGGACACAAUCAAAGACAAGUCCAACAGAAAGCAGAGGACCAGUUGUCCAUCGCAAACCGGAUGUUAAAUUUGUGCAUGUCAUUUUUAAAACCAAGUCGAAAGUGUUAAGACUCUACUGGGCCUGAAAAGUGUAACUUUUCCACGCAGUUUUCUUGGAGCAGAGGUCUUCAACAUGAGCAAGCCUGCUGGUUCAACAAGUGGUUGUCUGGAUAUUUUAAAUGUCAAAUCCAGUCGGAUUCUGGACAUUCCAUGUAAAGUGUGUGGAGACCGAAGUUCCGGGAAACACUACGGUGUUUAUGCGUGUGAUGGCUGCUCGGGAUUUUUCAAGAGGAGCAUAAGGAGAAACAGAACUUAUGUCUGCAAAUCUGGCACACAGGGCGGCUGUCCAGUAGACAAGACACACAGAAAUCAGUGCCGCGCCUGUCGCUUGAAAAAGUGUCUAGAAGUGAAUAUGAAUAAAGAUGCCGUGCAGCACGAGAGAGGACCGAGGACUUCAACCAUUCGAAAGCAGGUGGCACUGUAUUUCCGAGGGCAUAAAGAGGUGAACGGUUCGUCGACCCAUUUCCCAUCCACGUCUAUCCCGGGGCCGCCGUUUUUCACUACAGUCACGCAGCUGGAGCCUCACAAUCUGGAGUUGAACACGGUCACAAGCACACCGGAACGACAGGCCAUUGUGGGACUCGCCCAACCCACACCGAAGUAUCCGCAUGAAGUUAGCGGCAAUCCCAUGUACCUGUAUGAAGUGGCGACGGAGUCUGUGUGCGAAUCAGCCGCGCGCCUGCUCUUCAUGAGCAUUAAAUGGGCCAAGAGCGUCCCGGCCUUCUCCACACUCCCUCUACCGGAUCAGUUGAUCCUUUUAGAAGACGCUUGGAGGGAACUGUUCGUGUUGGGCAUAGCGCAGUGGGCCAUUCCAGUGGACUCCAGCACUCUUCUAGCUGUUUCAGGAAUGAACACCGAGAACACAGAUUCCCAGAGGCUAAACAAAAUCAUCGCAGAGAUCCAGGCGCUGCAGGAGGUCGUGACGCGCUUCAGACAGUUAAGACUGGACGCCACGGAGUUCGCGUGCCUCAAGUGCAUCGUCACCUUUAAAGCAGUUCCAACGCACAGUGGGUCGGAAUUGAGGAGCUUUCGCAACGCCAGUGCCAUUGCAGCCCUUCAGGACGAAGCCCAGCUGACUCUAAACAGCUACAUCCACACUAGGUACCCCACUCAGCCGUGUCGCUUUGGGAAACUGCUGUUGCUCUUGCCUGCUCUACGUUCAGUUGGUCCAUCCACCAUUGAAGAGGUGUUCUUCAAAAAGACCAUCGGAAACGUGCCCAUCACUCGACUGCUCUCCGACAUGUACAAAUCCAGUGAUAUAUGAGCUACUGAGAGACAGAGAAAAGAAAUCAAGAUGUAUCUUUGACCUUGGCAUUCGCAUGGACGCCGUGGAUGAUACCAGACACCCUAACGUGAUACUUCACGCACUUGUUUGGAGAACAAAGCUCUACCAAUGUCAAGAUAUUAUUACGCAGGGAAACUAUAAAACAAACAAAAGACUGAAUCUCUACAAGUUGAGCUUAAUGCUUAGAAAGAUAAAUGAACGUUUAACCAGUAAUUUUCUAAUUGAUUUACUUUUAAUCUAUUUAAGUUCGUUUAUGGAAGUAACUUAACAAGCUUAAUCUGUUCUUGUUCUAUCAAGAUUCAAAUACAAAAUUAUCUUAGUUCAUAGUCAUAUAUUUGAAUGGAGUGUCUGUGAGGUUAUGUACAAUCAUUCAUUUCAAAACGGAAUGUUUUAUUGUGUCCAGUUGACCAACUACCUUAAUCCUACCAAUGCUGUUUUGACUUCAGCACAGGUAUCAUUUAUUUGUCCACAAGAACUUUGAAGAAAACCAAAAAAAAGAAAAAAGAAACCAUAAGGUAUGUUGCAGGGAAGUAGGUCGCUGUCCCUUUGACAUAGUGCUGAAAACCAAAGGCCCAUGAGUCAGAACUGAAAAGCAAGUUCAUUCCUGUUUUACCUUCUAGCAGAAGCUCCAACUUUAAUCAAAACACUUGAACCAACUAAUCAGGUUUACUUGAAAUGUACGCUGAAAGGUUGGAAUUAAACACUGCAGGAAGGCAGCAGGACUGAGCAUUAUUGACUUGAUUCAUCACAUAAUUACAUAUUGAGGUGACUGGGAGGCCACAUCACCCACACCCUGUGACCUUAACAGAGGAUUGGGGUUCACAGGCAGGGCAUUCGAAAUCCUGUGGAAACAGAUCUGUUGGCAUUGUGAGUUUUCAGUGCGCCCACUUGGAAAACUUAAUUUUAUUGAGGUUUAAAAAGUUGUUUCUGCUCAAUCUGUGGCCCAUGUCAGAGGUCGCCAUUUUAAACCUGUUUGACUAGCUACUAACCCUGGAAAAGAGGCACCACGAUCAGCACUUGGAUUUGCUUUUGUAGUUUGUAAAUACAUUUCUCGUUGUACAGUGAUAAUUUUUGUGAAAGUUGUUCUAAGAUAUUAGAAUAAAUAUUGAAUAUUGAUCACCUGGUCCUUCAAA
Messenger RNA from Carassius gibelio (silver crucian carp), 2808 nucleotides. RefSeq names its product nuclear receptor subfamily 2, group E, member 1 (gene nr2e1). Gene Ontology annotation, molecular function: nuclear receptor activity; zinc ion binding; RNA polymerase II cis-regulatory region sequence-specific DNA binding. NCBI's taxonomy places the organism in Eukaryota, Metazoa, Chordata, Actinopteri, Cypriniformes, Cyprinidae. The transcript has 9 exons. Bases 464 to 1654 code for a protein of 396 amino acids. Gene Ontology annotation, biological process: anatomical structure development; cell differentiation; negative regulation of transcription by RNA polymerase II. The record is from RefSeq and is a predicted model, not a curated record.